GUGCAGCCAUGGCAUCAGUUAACGCAUUCAGCUACUCCAAUCAAGAUGCAGUCUACAAUUACUCUCGCUCUGCUCUGCUGCAUUGUCGGUGCUGUGGUGGCAUAUCCGUCGCCGGAUGACUUGACAAUGCCUUCGACGCCAGCGCCUCGAUAUCCGCUCAAUCUGCAAGGCGGCGGCGGCGCACAGGAGCGCGAAGGACUCACCUUUGGGGUGCGUGGCAGCGAGAAUGUGUGGAGGAGCGACAAUGGACGACACGAGAUCGAUGUGAACGGCGGCUAUGCGCAGCGCUUGGGCGGCCAGUGGGGCAACUCGGAGCCCAGCUACAGCGUCGGCACCAACUACCGCUACAGAUGGUAGACUUGUCUACACUCUGUCUAACUUUGUACAUACCCUAACUACACACAUUUGUGAAUUAUUAAUAAAGAUAUCAAAUAUUUAGCCAUAAA
Drosophila subobscura is the source of this 446-nucleotide messenger RNA. Its product is annotated as diptericin A. The record is from RefSeq and is a predicted model, not a curated record. Bases 46 to 357 code for a protein of 103 amino acids. Lineage: Eukaryota; Metazoa; Arthropoda; Insecta; Diptera; Drosophilidae. The transcript has a single exon.